Messenger RNA from Aureobasidium melanogenum CBS 110374, 1269 nucleotides. RefSeq lists its product as uncharacterized. The transcript has a single exon. The coding region runs from base 1 to 1269 and encodes 422 amino acids. NCBI's taxonomy places the organism in Eukaryota, Fungi, Ascomycota, Dothideomycetes, Dothideales, Saccotheciaceae. The record is from RefSeq and is a predicted model, not a curated record.
AUGUCACACAGUAGCGGUCUGCCACGCCGUCGAAGUCGUUAUCGUUUGAAUCGUAUGGACAGCAGCAGCUCGACCCCGAGCAUACCUAUACCAGAAUCGUCUUCCACCGAACGAUAUGACCCAUUGCAGAGAUAUCAAAACUCACCGCCUGAGGAUGACUAUGUGUCUAUGGCGGCUGUAGAGCAAGCGCUGCAAAGCAGUGAAUUUGACAUACUGGACCCUAACCACGUCAGUCAGUCUGCAGAUGCUUUUCCUGGCAGAGGACGUCGAAGUCGACCUGGCUCUAUCGCAAGUGUGGAAAGCGCAGCAAGCACGCCUUCAGUUCGAUCUUCAAAUUCAGCAGCAUCCAGCAUCUCUGCAAGAUCGCGUUCUGCACGAAGGCGACCACAAAGAACUCGCAAGCCUAAGACACAAUCAGACAAAGCGCACAUCUUCAAGUGCACUUUCUGCUGUGAUACAUUCUACAAGAGAUACGACUGGUCGAGGCAUGAAAGAUCGCUGCACCUAAACCUAGAGGUCUGGCUAUGUUGUCCUCAAGGAGGUUCGGUGUUCUCUGAGGCUACUGGCAGGAACCACUGUGCCUACUGUCAAGUGCUGGAUCCUACGUUAGAGCAUCUCGACAGUCACGACCACAGCAAUUGCGUGAGGAGCUCGCGACGACAAUUCAACCGCAAAGAUCAUCUGGUUCAGCAUCUAAGACUGUUCCAUCGAUUACAAACGAUGCCACUGAUCGAUGACUGGAAGACCCAAGGUCCGAACAUUACGUCUCGUUGUGGAUUUUGUGAUCGCCGGAUGACAAACUGGGACGAGAGAAUCGAGCACUUGUCCGGUCACUUCCGUGCUGGACGUACAAUGAAAGACUGGAAAGGUGACCACGAAUUUGAGCCCGAGAUCGCCGCAAGGGUCACAAAUGCGAUACCGCCCUAUUUGAUUGGCGACGAAACCGAGACUCUGGUACCGUUCUCCUCGACUAGUCAUGUCGUGAGAGAUCAUGUCGCUCAAAUCUCUUCACGACUAACAGCAAUGCCAUCUGAACCUUCUGAGCCAACGUCUCCUCUUCCACUAACCCCUGAGAUGGAAGCUCCGCCAGCGCAAACCAAUAAUCUGACCCUUAACGAGAUGGUCAUAUUCCAUCUUGGUCGAUAUGGACGUCAGCAGUUGAGCUUAGGAAUCACACCCACAGACGAAAUGUUCCAGAAUGAAGCUCGAAGAUUACUUUAUGAUUCGGAUGAUCCUUGGAACCAGUCUCUUGUAGACAAUCCUGAGUAA